GAGGAUCGAUCAGGAAGAACACUUUAUCUCGUUGUCCUUUGAGUAAAACUUAUUUUUUUCCGGAAUUAUACAAAGUAUAGGCUGUCUUUCGGAAGUCUGCCUAAUUUUGCACCUCGGUUGAUAGCGAACAGACAGCGAACUACAGUAGACCUACGAUAAAAUGGGUUCAAUAAGCUUUUGGAUGUGCUUGAUCCUGACGAUUUGCACCUGGCAUAAAACCUUCGGAUGCACUUGGAUGAGGACACUUCCUAAGUCUCGGAGCAUGUUCCAAGUGUUCAGCAACAACACCAUAACGGUGCUUCGGGAAAUGGGUCAUGUGGUCUCUCGAGAACCUCAGAUCACUUUCCCUUACGAGGAAUACAGACAUGUCGAUCAUUUCAAGGAUGACGACAAGAUUGUCUUCAUUUCGCAAACUCUGAACGCUAUAGAGAAAUUGUACAGAAGUGAUAACUAUGAUUCUUUCUGGGACCAGGAAGUAGUUGACGAGUUUAUGAUUGACCUGCAUCGCCAGACCUCGGAGCUGGACCAAUGUGUAAAGGCUAUAAGAGCUACACUACCAAAAUCUGACAAAGGAGUGAACAAAAAUAUGAGCCUUCACAUCAAAUUCCUGAAGAAUUACUUGAAACGCGAGGAAUACAGCGCAAGCGGCUGGGAAGGCAUAAGGAAAGUGGUGCUGGCACACAUGCUAAGACUAGUCACAAUAAUAUUGACUAACCAAUGAGCCUCGUGUGUGUGUAGAGAUGAUUUAUUUAUACUUCUAUUUUUUCAACUAUUUAUUUACACGGUUAUUUUUAUAUAUGUUUUAUUUAUUUAUUAUGUGACUUUACAACUCUGCGAAGUAAAACACAUUUUAUACUGAAUAAUGUAUUAUGUGCUAGGUAUUUUUAGGCUAUAGAAAAUGUAACAACGUUUUCAUGCAUUGAUUUUUGUAUUUAUGAAGACCAUUGCAUACUGUAUUUAUUAUUGCAACAAUAUUGGAAACGUUCGUUAUUGUAACGAUUAAAUACAUUUGAAAUAAACUAAUGUGACCUCUAACAGCUGAAAUAUAUUUUUAAUCUAACAUAUUUACAUAUGGGCCUAAUAAAAGGUCCUUAGAUAGGCCUGAUAAUGUCA
Oncorhynchus nerka (sockeye salmon) is the source of this 1113-nucleotide messenger RNA. RefSeq names its product interferon a3-like. Gene Ontology annotation, biological process: defense response. Bases 161 to 721 code for a protein of 186 amino acids. Lineage: Eukaryota; Metazoa; Chordata; Actinopteri; Salmoniformes; Salmonidae. The transcript is spliced from 5 exons. Gene Ontology annotation, molecular function: cytokine receptor binding. The record is from RefSeq and is a predicted model, not a curated record. Gene Ontology annotation, cellular component: extracellular region.